This is a messenger RNA of Abrus precatorius (Indian licorice), 1489 nucleotides long. Its product is annotated as lysine histidine transporter 1-like. NCBI's taxonomy places the organism in Eukaryota, Viridiplantae, Streptophyta, Magnoliopsida, Fabales, Fabaceae. The coding region runs from base 86 to 1447 and encodes 453 amino acids. The transcript is spliced from 8 exons. Gene Ontology annotation, cellular component: plasma membrane. The record is from RefSeq and is a predicted model, not a curated record.
AAUACAACAAACACCCUUUGUUUUGCUCUCUCCUUUGAUUUGUGCCCUCUAUUUUGCAAGACGAGUGCUCAGCAUUUGUGCAGUUAUGGCAAGUUUGGAAAUUGAAUCAGCAAAUGGUCACACCUCUGGUCCUCACAAAAAAACAGUUGAAGAAAAAUCAGAGAGGGAGAAGCAAAUUGACGAGUGGCUUCCAAUUACUUCCAAAAGAAAUGGAAAAUGGUGGUACUCAGCUUUCCACAAUGUCACUGCCAUGGUUGGAGCUGGUGUUCUGGGUCUCCCAUAUGCCCUGUCAGAUCUUGGAUGGGGACCAGGUGUAACUAUACUUCUACUCUCAUGGAUCAUCACUCUUUACACACUAUGGCAAAUGGUUGAGAUGCAUGAAAUGGUUCCAGGAAAACGUUUUGAUAGAUAUCAUGAACUAGGUCAGUAUGCCUUUGGUGAAAAGCUAGGCCUUUAUAUUGUGGUGCCUCAACAACUUGUGGUUGAAAUUGGGGUGAACAUUGUCUACAUGGUCACUGGGGGAACAUCAUUGAAGAAGUUCCAUGAUACAGUGUGUUCAAGCUGCAAACAUAUUAAAUUAACCUUUUUCAUUAUGAUCUUUGCCUCUGUUCACUUUGUGCUGUCCCAUCUCCCAAACUUCAACUCAAUUACUGGUGUAUCCUUGGCAGCAGCAGUAAUGUCCUUAAGUUACUCUACAAUUGCUUGGGCAGCAACUGUGCACAAGGGUGUCCAAGAAAAUGUGCAAUAUGGUUACAAAGCAAAGAGUGCUUCAGAAACAAUGUUUAACUUCUUUAAUGCCCUUGGUACUGUGGCUUUUGCCUAUGCUGGACACAAUGUGGUGCUAGAAAUCCAAGCUACAAUCCCAUCUACACCAGGGAAGCCAUCCAAGAUUCCUAUGUGGAGAGGUGUGGUUGUUGCCUACAUAGUUGUGGCUAUAUGCUACUUCCCUGUAGCUCUUGUAGGUUUCUGGAUGUUUGGCAAUGCGGUUGAGGAUGACAUCCUUGUCUCUUUAGAGAAACCAGCUUGGCUUAUUGCAAUGGCUAACUUGUUUGUUGUUGUUCAUGUAAUUGGAAGCUAUCAGGUGUAUGCAAUGCCAGUGUUUGAUAUGAUUGAAACUUUGAUGGUGAAGAAAUUGAAUUUUGAACCAAGCAGAAUGCUUCGUUUUGUUGUACGUAAUGUAUACGUGGCAUUCACAAUGUUCAUUGCUAUUACCUUCCCAUUUUUCAAUGGUCUCCUUGGAUUUUUUGGAGGGUUUGCUUUUGCUCCAACAACAUACUUUCUCCCCUGUAUCAUAUGGCUUAAAGUUUACAAACCAAAGAGAUUCAGCUUGUCUUGGUUCACUAACUGGAUAUGUAUUGUGCUUGGCCUAUGUUUGAUGAUAUUAUCACCUAUUGGAGGAUUGAGGACGAUCAUAGCUCAGGCUAAGACCUACAAAUUUUACUCUUAAACUCUUUCCCUUUUGAAUCAGUGAUGGGAAGGUGUAGCAUAC